This is a messenger RNA of Symbiodinium sp. CCMP2592, 6594 nucleotides long. The record is from the annotation of a GenBank genome assembly. Lineage: Eukaryota; Dinophyceae; Suessiales; Symbiodiniaceae.
AUGUGCCAGGCAUACGACCUUCAAGAUCCAGAAGCCGUGGCCGCAUACUUGCAGCAUGCAGACAUCCGCCUCAUCCGUGCGGAGUACCUUUACGAGCUGGUGAAGCAGAAGAGGACCCUGCCACGACGCCAAGAAGUUGAGGAAUGGGCCUUGGUGAGAGGGGCAGAAGUGCGCGAGUGGGCAGUAGGAUCACGGGAUGCAAUGAUUUGCGCAGUUUCCCAUCCAUGGGAGACUAGAGAGCACCCGGAUCCUACCGGCAGCCAAGUAAAAUGCUUGGCUGGUGUCGCGUCUGUCUAUGAUGCAGCGUACUUUUCGGACAUCUGGUUUUUCCUUGAUUAUGUUUCCUUGUUUCAAUAUAAGCGGACGCCGCAACAAGAUGAGAGCUUUCGUCGAGCGAUGGAGAACAUGCACGUCCUGUUCUGCCACGAGUGUACCUGGACUUUUCGUCUAGAAGGUCUGACCCCAGACGCUGUUUGGCAGAACAGCUCGGAGCAUCAAGUCCGAGUUUACGACGCAAAGAGUGGCAUCGUCCGGGCGCAUCCUCUCAGCGGCCUGAUAUCCAACCGACUUCCGUAUCGGAGUCGCGGUUGGUGCGUGGCCGUAGCCGAGUGGUCGUCGUUGAGGAGCAAGACGGAACAGAACCAGCGCAUCGACUCCCCUCUGCCGGGCUCUUCUGAGAACCAGUUGCAUGGCAAAGCUCCCACAGCUCCAGCGGUCUUUGCGAUGACAGCUACUAAGUUGAUGUGUACGCAUCGUUCUGAUCUUGAAGCAGUGAUUCAGCUUCAGCGCGAGAUAUUCUAUGAGAAAGUGGAGGUAUGCAAAGAGGCGCUCUUGACAAACCUGCCAGAAGGCGAGCUGGGACAGCUGGCAAAAGUACUGCCGCACUACAGGAGACUGAAGGUGCUGCGGCUCCGGAACCUCGCGGUGGGGCGAUCAGAGGCAGAGGAUUUCGGCAAGGCACUAGCGUCGAACGACACAGUGGAAGAGCUCGAGAUCAAGUCUGCUCAGGAUCGGUCUGGCCACCUCGUCAAGGCCGUUCGGGAGGUGCUCAGCAGGAAUAGCACGAUCACGAAGGUUCGCUUCACAUACAGUGAAAUCGACGAUGAGGGGGCCAAGGCCUUUGCAGAUGUGCUCAAGACAAACUCCACCGUCACCAACAUCGACUUGAGGGGGAAUGCCAUUGGUGAUGAGGGCACCAAGGCGCUUGCAAACAUGCUGCAGAUCAACAACACAAUCACCAAUAUCGGCAUAGAAGGAAAUCCCAUCGGUGUCGAGGGUGAUGAGGCCAUCGCACGAGUGCUUUCAACAAGGCUCACGUCCUUGGCCAUAGAUGGCGGUUCAGAGGCUCCCACAGCCGCGGCUGAUGCUUGGACGGGACGAGUGCGCAUCCAGGGCCUUGCGGAGCAACUCAAGAACAAUUCCAGCACCGCCCACGUGAGCCUCAAGAUGUGUGGCAUUGAUGAUGAGGGUGCCAAGGCCCUUGCACGCAUGCUCCAGUUCAAUAUCACUGUCAGCAACAUCGACUUGAGGGGGAAUGCCAUUGGUGAUGAGGGCGCCAAGGCCCUUGCAGAAGGCAUAAUGCACAACGUCGCGAUCACCAACUUUCGUCUCGGGCAUAACGAGAUCGGAACGGACGGUGCCAAGGCUAUUGCAGAGGCGCUGAUGGUCAACACCACGGUUACCAACAUUGACCUCAAGGGCAAUCCGAUCGGUCCGAAGGGUCGCGAGGCCGUCGCAGAGGUGGUUCAACGAAGCGUGACGCCCUUGGUGGUGGAUGGUGAUUCAAUGGAGGAGUUCAAAAUGCAUUUCGACGACUGGCAGCGCAGCGGCUUUGCUCCGCUUCCCGUGGUGCAGCUCUGCUUCGUGGGGCAGGGCCGUGCCGGCAAGACUACAACACUGAGGCGACUGAGUGGAGAACCGGUGCAGGAAGGCAAAGAAGUUUCCACACACGGAGUGGAGCUUUGGUCUGGACAGGCGCAGCGUGAUCUCUCUUCUGCGUGGCAGACAUGUGGGAAGAGUUCUUUCGAUGCUAGCGCGGUCGAUGCCAUGCGAAAGAGGAAGCGUCAUGAAGAGCGGCAACUAGAGCAAGCCCGAGGUCAAAAACAGAAGGCAUCGAUUGAGGCAAGGCCUGGCCACCAACAGGUUGAGCGGCGCGACACGUCGCCAUCUGCAGAAGAUACAGCUGCAUCAGCAGACCUACCAAAGGAGCAGGACGCACCCCUGCAAGCGGACGAGACCGAGCCGAACGAAUCGCUUCGUCGAGAUCGGACCAACGAGGCUGCCCAGCAGAAGGAAGAGGAGUCCCUGGGCCCCAGACUUAUGGAUAACGAGCUCUUCUUGGAGAUGAGCAAUGCUGACUUCAAGGACGAGCCCUCACGGCCGAGGCUACAAUGCUGGGACUUCCCUGGGCAAGCCGACUAUGCUCAGUGUAAUCUGCUUUAUUUCCACGGCCGAGGCAUUUACCUAGUAUUCGUUGAUGUCAGCCUGCCACUGGAAGAGGCCUGGCACGAGCUGCGCUUUUGGCUCUGGGCUGUAGCCCAGUAUGCUUUCGAUAACGGUAAGACUGCAAACGACACCGAUUCGGCUCCUCCGGUUGUACUGGUUGGCACGAAAUGGUGCAACAAGCAGCUGGACGAGCAAUAUUUAGACUGGCGUGUGGAAACUUUCAGAGAGUACGUACCAAGACUGAAAAGUCAGCUGCAGAUGGGACCUGGCCCGUCCAGUUCAUGUCACUCCAAAUGGGUUUUCCCAAUUGAAAACUUUGCUGACAAUGUGGAGAGCUACAUCAGCCCGCUCCGUGAGAGGCUGAACGAGCUGGCUGCAGAGCUGCUUCUGCCUGCGAAGCAUGACACUGUGAACCGAAAGCCACAUGCUGGUCUGCAGUCACGAACAUACCAUGCGUCUUGGUGCAGGGCUCAUGACCUCCUCACCGGCCUUGGAGAUGGCAUGGACCUCGCGGUCCCAUGGACGCAGCUACCGUCAGCAGUAAAAGGGCCAAACCACUGUUUCAACCUGAAGUCCGACCAGUCCAUGAAGACCCGCAACGGCGAGAAGAUCCUGGUUCCAGAGGGUGCACUUGUCCAAGUCCUGGGAAGUGCCGAGAGCGGCAAGGAUCUUCUCGUGAAGGUCUCAUGCACGUCGCUUGCAUUAUCGCAGGUGAAGAGGAUUUUGGCCGGCUUGAAACCCAGGCCAAUCGUGGGUGAAGAGGUGUUCAAGGUGUUGAGCUUGCUGCACAGCCUGGGCACCCUGUUCUGGUUUCCCGAGGAAGGGCUGAGAGAGAACGUGCUAUUAGCAGUCCAAAGGGUGGCGGUGGCAUUGACGCGGAUCAUCAGCGUGCGCUUCUGGGCUGAGAAGCGGCUCGAGCACUCAGAAGCCUACAAAAAGGAGCUGCUUGCAUGCCUGUCAAAACAGACCGCCGGCAUUCGCCGCUUGAACACCGAGGGGCUGGUGAAUCGAAAGUUCCUUCAGGAGCUGUGGGCACAGGACUUCGGGCAAGGCAAGGGAGAAGACAGGAGAAAGGAGGACGGAAUGAGCAACAUCUUGCUACAGAUUAUGGAGCAGAAGGGGCUGAUACUGAAGCGUGCCUUCAAGGACGAUUUUAUCGUACCUUGCUGCCUACCUGCGGCAAUUGUGCCAGAAUCAGCACGAGAAGCUUGCAAAGUCCGUUACCUCAGUCUGGGAGGCCUGGUUACACCAACUAUCUUGUCACAAACAGCAGACAGGAUAUGUAAGAGCGAGCGUGGAUCGCAGAAGUUGAGCCCGGGUCCUCCUCAGCUGUUCCGAAACCAUGUGGAGCUGAGCUCGGAUACGGCACUGAUCAGUUUGUCUCUUUCACCUGCGGACGGCUUUCAGCUACUUCGAAUCCGCGUGACAUCACCAUCGUCCGCAACUUUGUCCGAAGAGGAUGCAGAAGCCGAGGUGAACCGCAUUACUGACCUCUUCCUGGACUGUCUUGGCAUUGAGCAGCGAACGAGAAGCAAACUGGUCACUUCCAGUGAAACGACUCCAGUCGACCCCGAGCUGUUGCUGGCUGGACGGCUGAUGUCAGAUGUCGGUUUCCUGAAGCAGCGCUUUUUGCCUAACCUCAGCUUGGAUCUGGCCAGCGUUGUACGCCGUGUCUGCGUGCUUAGCGACGUCCGGCCUGCAGGAAGCUUCCGCUUUUGCGCCAUGCACUAUCCGUGUGAUGUUGAUAUGGAGGAGUACGUGGUGAGUGUGGAAAAGGACCGAAACGCCGCACUGAGCUGCCUUGCCCGGUGGCUGAAACGCGUUGUUGAGCGGUGUGAGCAAGAAGCAAACAUCUAUUGGGGUGGGUUGAAAGCCGGGAAGUGUCCAGCGAAGUCAGGGAAGGUCCUAACAUGGAGCACGGACGAGCUAUUGAAGGGCAAGAAAGUUUGUGCAGUCGGCAGUCGUCAAGAAACGAUCCUCUUUGACAAGGCUCUUGAACAUGGAAACAAGUCCCGGACAGCUUUCAUCACAGUCUUUGCAAAAGUCAGCUUGUUCAGCGAUCAACCGUCGGCAUCGCGCUUUUUCGAGGUCACGAAUGUGAUCCGCUUCGGGCAUGUGAGCAACGGCCAAGUAAUUCCUGUUACAGAGGAGUACGACUUCCUUGAGGUCCUAGAUGCAUGCUCAUACAGCUAUUCCGGUGCAACUCCCAAGGCAAUGAAGUUCGUGAAGCGCCUGUGGGAAAGGGCAGCAUAUUUGGCGCAGCGCAACAUGGCUGUCAGCGAUUCCCUCGUCAUGCUCAAGGCUCUUCAGCCAAUAUUUGGCCACUGGGUGGCGGAGCUGGCCCAGAUCGCGGCCCAUGCUGAGACUUUGCACGCAAUGCUGGAGAAGGGGUUCAAGGAGCCAGUUCUCUCCGACCUGAAGGUGUUCGGCGACAGCCUCGAGUGCAUGAGGAACCAGAUGCAAGGGAUCAAAGCCGAUACGCCGGAGUCUGACUCGGAGCGGAGCUGGGAGCCGGCGGCAGCAGCCGAAGUUCUGGAGACCCUCGAGCAUCUCAUGGGGUGCUUGUCGCAAGGAUCAGCUGAUGGUGGCCAGCUGGAGCGGAAGCUGAAAGAGGGACAGGAUCUUCUGGAAGGAUGCGUGGAGUUUGCUUUGAACCAGUGGCUGGGAAGCUUCAGGACGCAACUCACUCGAUCUCUCCAUGAGCAUUGGGAGUUUCCCUCGGGCCACUUGCCGAUUGGGGCCGAAGUUGAAUCCAUCCGUGUAUGCUCAUGGCAUCUGCAAAGCUUGAGCAGCUCUCGCAUCAGUUCCCGGAGCCAUGAAGGACAUCAACAAAGCAUCGUUGGAUUGAUUAUUGCAAUGCUCCGGGACUCGAAAAGUCGCAAGCACGUGCUCUGCCUCCAAGGAUGCUGGCAAGAGCUGCUAGAGCAAGUUCGUCACGAGUUUACGCAAAUGUGGGAGUCCUUUGGGGUACUACGAACUGGGAGUGAUGCAGAGCCAGACAAUCAGCAGGCCAUCAUCUACGACAAAGAGCACUUGGUGGAGAAGAGCUUUUCACCAGAUUUCCGGGCAAAGGCUGUGACAGUGGCGCAGUUCUUGCUCAAGAAGGGAGCUCGUCAGCUUCGAAUUAUAACAGCGCAUCUUCCAGCGGAGCCUUUCCGUCAUGCCUGUCGUGAGCUUUGCGAGUGCGUCCGAAGGCUCCACGAUGAUGCCCAGAUCCCAACGCUCCUCUUGGGCGAUUUCAGCGUGCAGGAGCAGGCCAUCGGCGCGCUGCUGAAGCAUCAUGCCAAAGUUCCCAUCAAAUUUGCGCCGGUGCCGUAUCCAACUGCCAUCUUCGAGGGCUCGCUGCUUCCGAAGCGGACGGACGCAAUCGCCGUGCUUUCGGAGGAUCUCAAGGCAACGCCGCUGGAAGCCUUCCAGGUUGUCGCCGGCCUGGAGACGCAUGCGGAGCUACUCAAGUCGAGGUGUCUCGGGCUAGCCGACUGGGACACGGAUGGAAGCUUUGCAGACAUCGCCGCUGCGAGCGAGACAGGUCAGUCAGCCCGGCCAGAUCGGCAAUUGCAUCUGAGCAUGCCUGCAGGAAGACCUUUGCAGGCGCUGCAAGGCGCUCGCUCGACGGUGAGGGGAGCAGAGGCGCCGAGCACGGAGCAGAAGGAUACAGUGCCGCAGGAGCACGUGGACCCGGCCUCUGGAAAUCUCUUUUACUACAGCAGGACGACAGGCGAGUCCAGAUGGGACAAGCCCGCUCCAGAAGCAUCAAGCUCUGUUGGAAGCCUUCCUGCCGAAGAGCCGUCAAGUCUUCGAGUCCUUCCGACGGACUGGGAUGAGCACGUGGAUCCAUCCACAGGACAUGUCUUUUACCACAACACGACGACAGGGGAGUCCACAUGGGAAAAGCCCACUGCGGAAGCAUCAGGCUCCGUUGGAAGCCUUCCUGCUGAAGAGCCGUCAAGUUUUCGAGUCCUUUCGCCCGACUGGGACGAGCACGUGGAUCCAUCCACGGGAAAUGUCUUUUACUACAACAAGACGACAGGGGAGUCUAGAUGGGACAGGCCCCUUUCGCCCGACUGGGAUGAGCACGUGGACCCCGACACUGGAAAUCUCUUUUACCACAACAGGACGACAGGCGAGUCCAGAUGGGACAAGCCGUGA